Molecule: messenger RNA, 288 nt
Organism: Colletotrichum orchidophilum
Lineage: Eukaryota; Fungi; Ascomycota; Sordariomycetes; Glomerellales; Glomerellaceae
Exons: 1
Coding region: 1-288 (95 amino acids)
Source: RefSeq, a predicted model, not a curated record
AUGCUCUUCUCUACGCUCUCCGCCCUCCAGGUCGCUUCUCUCCCCACGGUCUGGGGUCAUACCACCGAGUCCGCCAACCGUCCCAUCCUUCAACUGCAGCCUGGGCCGCUCCGUCUCACCCGCCGAGCCAUCCAUCAUCUUCACAAACUUCCUCCACAAACUCCAAAUCGAGAAGAGCGUCUACCGCGAGGACAGGGAGCAAAUCCUCCCCGACCCGAACUAGACCGCGUCUUCGAGGAGAUGAAAUUCCAACAGCCAGUCACCCACAGCCAGCUACCAAGCCCCUGA